CCCGGCUCGGCCGCGCAGGUGGGGUCCCUCGGCGGCGCCAGUUUCCUCAGGGCAAGGGGGAAGGAGUUGCGCGGGGGCGGCCUCGCCGUGCGCGCUGUCCGUCCGUCCGUCCGUCCCCGGCUUUGUUCCCGGAGGAUGCGGCGCGCCUAACCCCGGCCGAGGCGGUGGGGCCGCAGCGGGGGCAGGGGCAGCCCUCCGCCGGAAAACUCCGCGCCGCCCUCCUUCCUCCUCCUCCUCUUCCUCCUCCGAGCCCCGGCGCGGAGCGAUGCGCUCCGGGGCGGCGGGCGGCGAUGGAGCGGGGCGGUAGCGCGGAGCCGCGGUGCAGAGCGGCCCCUGGGGCAGCCGCCCGCGGCCCCUGAGCGCCGGGAGGAGGAGGAGGAGGAGGAAGGCCGGGUGAGUGAGCAGACCGCGGCCAUGGAGGAGUGGCGGCAGUGCGGCCGCUGGCUCAUCGACUGCAAAGUUUUGCCCCCGAACCACCGGGUGGUCUGGCCCUCGGCGGUGGUCUUCGACCUGGCGCAGGCGCUGCGGGACGGGGUGCUGCUCUGCCAGCUGCUCCACAACCUCUCCCCCGGCUCCAUCGACCUCAAGGACAUCAACUUCAGGCCCCAGAUGUCCCAGUUUCUCUGUCUGAAGAACAUCCGAACCUUCCUGAAGGUGUGUCACGACAAAUUUGGGUUAAGGAACAGCGAUUUGUUUGAUCCCUUCGACCUCUUCGAUGUGCGGGAUUUCGGAAAGGUGAUCUCUGCAGUAUCCAGGCUCUCCUUCCACAGUAUUGCUCAAACCAAAGGAAUUAGGCCCUUCCCAUCGGAGGAGACCACGGAAAACGAUGAUGACGUGUAUCGGAGCCUGGAGGAGCUGGCAGACGAGCACGAUCUGGGGGAGGACAUUUAUGACUGCGUCCCCUGCGAAGAUGAAGGCGAUGAUAUCUACGAAGAUAUCAUCAGAGUGGAAGUUCAGCAGCCCAUGAUUAGAUAUAUGCAGAAAAUGGGAAUGACAGAAGAUGACAAAAGAAAUUGCUGCUUGCUAGAAAUCCAAGAAACUGAGGCCAAAUACUACAAAACACUUGAAGAUAUAGAAAAGAACUAUAUGAACCCCCUGAGGCUGGUACUGACUCCCCAAGACAUGGAAGCUAUUUUUAUCAAUUUGGAGGACCUAAUUAAAGUGCACUUCAGUUUCCUGAGAGCCAUCGAUGUCUCUAUGAUGUCUGGAGGAAGCAGCCUGGCAAAAGUGUUUCUGGAAUUCAAAGAGAGGCUGCUGAUUUAUGGCAAGUACUGCAGCCACAUGGAGUAUGCCCAGAACACCCUCAACCACCUCCUCGCCAACCGGGAGGACGUCCGGCAGAAGGUGGAGGAAUGCACACUAAAGGUCCAGGAUGGGAAAUUUAAAUUGCAAGAUCUGCUGGUGGUUCCAAUGCAGAGAGUUUUGAAAUACCAUCUCCUGUUGAAAGAGCUGCUCAGCCAUUCCUCAGACCGACCAGAGAAGCAACAGCUGAAGGAGGCUCUGGAGGCGAUGCAGGACUUGGCCAUGUACAUCAAUGAAGUAAAGAGGGACAAGGAGACUUUAAAGAAAAUAAGUGAAUUUCAGAGCUCUAUAGAAAACCUGCAAGUGAAGCUGGAGGAGUUUGGGAGGCCGAAGAUCGACGGGGAGCUGAAGGUGCGCUCCAUAGUCAACCACACCAAGCAGGACAGGUAUUUAUUUUUAUUUGAUAAAGUGGUGAUCGUCUGCAAAAGGAAAGGCUACAAUUAUGAGCUGAAAGAAAUUAUUGAGCUGCUCUUCCACAAGAUGACUGAUGACCCCAUGAAUAACAAGGACAUUAAGAAGUCUCACGGAAAAAUGUGGUCAUACGGCUUCUACCUAAUCCACCUUCAGGGGAAGCAGGGCUUCCAGUUCUUCUGCAAGACAGAAGAAAUGAAGAGGAAGUGGAUGGAGCAGUUUGAAAUGGCAAUGUCCAACAUAAAGCCAGAGAAAGCCAAUGCAAAUCACCAUAACUUUCAGAUGUACACAUUUGAAAAGACGACCAACUGCAAAGCCUGCAGGAUGUUCCUGAGAGGAACCUUCUACCAGGGCUAUCUUUGCCCCAAAUGUGGAGCAGGUGCUCAUAAGGAGUGCUUGGAGAUCAUUCCUCCCUGCAAGAUGGGUUCUUCAGCAGACCAGGAUUCACUGGGUGCUGGACCUGGUCCUAAAAUGGUGGCAGUUCAGAAUUACCAUGGAAACCCAGCCCCUCCUGGGAAGCCGGUGCUGACCUUUCAAAUUGGGGAUGUGAUCGAGCUGCUGAGGGGGGACCCAGACUCUCCAUGGUGGGAGGGGCGGCUGCUGCAGACGAAGAAGUCGGGUUAUUUUCCCAGCUCGUCAGUAAAGCCCUGCCCUGUGGAUGCCAGGCCUCCCAACAGCCGGCCGCCCUCGCGGGAGAUCGACUACACGGCGUACCCGUGGUUUGCAGGGAACAUGGAGCGGCAGCAGACGGACAACCUGCUCAAGUCCCACGUCAGCGGCACCUACUUGAUCCGGGAGCGGCCGGCCGAGGCCGAGCGCUUUGCCAUCAGUAUUAAGUUCAACGAGGAGGUGAAGCACAUCAAGGUGGUGGAGAAGGACAACUGGAUUCACAUCACAGAAGCCAAGAAGUUCGAAAGCUUGCUGGAGCUGGUUGAGUACUACCAGAGCCACUCGCUGAAGGAGAGCUUCAAGCAGCUGGACACGACGCUGAAAUACCCCUACAAAUCUCGGGAGCGCUCUACCUCCAGGACCUUCACCCGCUCCCCAGCCUCCUGCGCUUCCUACAACUUUUCUUUUCUCAGUCCUCAGGGCCUCAACUUUUCUUCUCAGAGCUCCUCCAGUCCCUUCUGGUCAGUGUUCACCCCACGGGUCAUAGGGACGGCAGUGGCUCGAUACAACUUCGCGGCGCGGGACAUGCGGGAGCUCUCGCUGCGGGAGGGCGACGUGGUGAAGAUCUACAGCAGGAUUGGCGGGGACCAGGGAUGGUGGAAGGGGGAAACCAACGGAAGAGUCGGCUGGUUUCCCUCGACGUACGUGGAAGAGGAGGGGGUGCAGUGACUGCGGGGAUGUUUGGUGGAAGUCGUCGAGCGCCCAGAGCCGCUGCAGCCCGAGCACGCCUGUCCCGACAGGACACCUCCCAGGAGCCUCCCAGGACUGCUCUCGCAGCCUCCUCAGCAAUCCUUCCUCUGUACAGUGUGUGUGCACAUGUCGGGGCCGCCCCGGCCCCGCUCCUGUUCCAUGUAUAGAAGAUUGAUGGUCCAUCGGAUAACGUUGGUGUAGCAGCCGCGGAAGAGUCCCGGGAGAGCUGCGCUCCCCCUGCAUGGACAGAGCUGAGAGACUCUGGGGGGUCUGCACCUCUCUUUUAAAGGUGUUUUAAAAACCACCCUGGUGAUGGUGGUGGGAGGGUGAGGCUGAAGGUUUGUGCCUGGGUGUGCCAGGGUUAGAAUUUGGGGGUUUCUAAGGGGAGGGAGCGAUCCAGCCCCGAGGAGACAGUGCAGACCCCCUGCCCACACCACUCGGGUGGGCUCCCCAGGUCAGGAUUUUGGCAGUGUCCCUGGCAGGGGGCAGGGUGAGGAGCAGAGCAGAGACACACAGAGGAGAGGGCUGUUGCUUGGCUCUGAAGGGAUGUCAGCUGUGAAACCAUUUUGACCAUCAGACAUGGGCUGGAAGUGGAUCUUCGAAUCAGACAGGAGGGGAAGGAGCCGCUUUGGCAUCCCCAAGCCUGUUUUCUUUACAACCACCUCAGUCCCAGCAGCCUUGCUGCAGGUGGAGGGGGCUGCCCAGGGAGCAGACUGGUCCCACUGGUGAGAGCAGGAGGUCUCAGCGUGUUGCAGGACUGGAGAUGUGCUUUGCCACACAAGGGCUUUGGAGGCCACCAAGACACCAGAUACAUGCAGAGGAGCGUGUGUCCCUGGGUCUGUCCUCCUCUCCCUCUCAGCAGGACCCCCCCAAGCCAGGCUGAUUUUUCUUGCAGCCAUGACCAUGUCCCACCUCGCUGAGCUCAGGGCCAACCCACCUGAGUAAGGGCUACGGUAUCAACUCCUGAUUCCUCUCCCUGAGUUGUGAAAGCAUCUCUUCUUCCCAGCUGUGUGCACUUUUGGGGGCUGUGAGCAUUGCCCCCUCUCUUCCUCCCACAGGCUGUUACUGCUGCUGCUGUCAAGUAAAGGUCCGCCUGUUUUGACAUUCCCGCUGUGUCCUGAGCACCAUCUGUCUGAGCCUGUUCUUCCCAAAGUCUGGAGCUGCCAGCUGGAAAUCCCAGCCCUUGUCUUCUGCUGGGGACUGGCUUCACUCUCCAGCUCCAGAAUUCCCUUCUGAAGGACAAAUACAUGUGUGGGAGUGUGACAGGGAACAACUUUCCUGUAUCUGAGCCCCAGGAGCUGCCCUUCAGCUUCCCUCAAUACGUAGCAUUUUGAGCUGGUGCUUCCAUGCCCUGACUUUGUUCCCCUGGGACUCGUGGUGGUCCUGCCGUGUUCUCAGUGUGGGGUCUUGGCAUUGUGCUGGUGCAGGUCUGGGAGAUGCCAACAUUGGGUGGGUGAGCAGUGCUGAUGCCCUUGGUCCCUGGCACAGGGGUACCCUGUGAAGCAUCCAGAUGUAGCAGCAGUGCCAUGCUCAGGAUAAGAAAUAGAAGUUUGGGACUCUUAAGGGCAAGGGAAUGAUGUUAACUUGGGAAUUACAAGCUUUUGCUCAGUGACAAGCCCAGAGCCACCCUAUUUUGCUUCCCAUUCCUCCAGGAGCUCUGUGAGUGCCCCCAUUCAGGGUGCCACAGGGGGAGUGGGGUGGGUUCAGCAGAGUGUGGCUGGGGCAGAUGCCCACCAUGGGUCUUGCUUGGUGAGGUGAUGGGAAUAUGAGGGGGCUCAAGGCUUUCCCAAGGUACUGUUUGGUGCUAACCCCUCCCAGCCCCUUGGUUCUCAGCUUAGAAGAGAGCUGGCAAUGCCCUGCUCCUGUGCAGAGCAGAGGGCCCUGUUCCCAUUCCGGGAGCCGUGUUGGUGCAUUUGGGUGGAUGGGACACACACACACAUGUGACAAACGAUGGCUCAUAUUAUGCCUCAGAUCCCAAAGCCUUACAGACCUUCCCUUUAACGUGGCCAAUUUUGUAAGGUGGCGAGGUCAUCCCCUCUGGGAGAGCACGUACCUGUCACAGGGACCAGGACACCCCUGUUCCUCAUGCCCCAAAGGGAUCCCCAACCUCUGCCUGUGCUGCCCUCCCAGCCCUGCCAAACCCCCUCCCCUCCAGGGAACCCUCCCUCUUGUGUUUACUGGUGUAAGAAACUUGUUAAAAAAGAUUGUUUUGUUUGUAAGUAAUUAUUCAGCCAUUUGCCACAAAUAUAUCUGUGAAUAAGAAAGGGAAAUGUUUUUUUAUGAUGGCAAGAAAAUUGUAUAUAUAUUUUAGUUCAUUGCAGACCAUUCGAAAUUGCAAUGGGAUACGUUGGAAAAUAAUAUGUAAAUUCCUUGGGUUUUUCCUUUGCACUGCACUAACUGGGGUAGGGUGGAGGGGGUUUAAAGAUAAAACUGUUUAUGAAAUAGUUUAUAGCUGGGAAUUUGGAAAUCAUUUGGAAUAGCUUGUAAUGCUGGAAUAGAAACUUUAGCUGCUACUUAGAAAUCCUUUUGCAUGUGGUUUUUCCAGACCUUUUUAAGUUACAAUACAUCAAAGUAAAUUCCACAGCGAAAAAAAUAAAGUGUAAUUUUGCUGAUA
Pipra filicauda (Wire-tailed manakin) is the source of this 5686-nucleotide messenger RNA. It is a transcript of the gene VAV2, whose product is annotated as vav guanine nucleotide exchange factor 2. Gene Ontology annotation, biological process: cell migration; regulation of GTPase activity; intracellular signal transduction. Lineage: Eukaryota; Metazoa; Chordata; Aves; Passeriformes; Pipridae. Gene Ontology annotation, cellular component: cytoplasm. The coding region runs from base 415 to 3051 and encodes 878 amino acids. Gene Ontology annotation, molecular function: protein binding; guanyl-nucleotide exchange factor activity. The record is from RefSeq and is a predicted model, not a curated record. The transcript has 30 exons.